AUGUGUGUUUCUCAAAAACACGUGGAGACAUUUUUGGUAUAUCUGGCUUCAGGGGGUUAUUACAGAAAUGUUGGUUUUUCCACUGGCGUGGCUAAAACUUCUACCUUGUUAUACGUCCAUGAGGUUGCCGAUUUUUUCUUAAGCAUUGCUCCAAGAUUCAUCAAACUACCACGCCCGGAGGAAUAUCCUAAUUUAACAACAACUGUUAGAGAUGUUGAUGGUAAUAACAAAGAUAUCAUACUCUAUAUUGACGGUGUAAUCAUUAGAAUUCAACGCCCAGACCAUGCAGGAGAUGCUUAUUAUUGUGGACGACAUGGAAAAUCAUGUGACUCUAUUGAUGUCCAGUAUGUUUGUGAUAAAUUCGGAAGGAUUCGACAUGUCAUAUCUGGACUACCUGGUUCAACCCUCGAUAAAAUUGUAGCAGAAUGGUCUCCCGAAUUCAUGCAGUAUCUGCACACACUACCGAACGACGUCGUUGUUUUAGGUGACCCUUCUUAUCGUAAUUUACACCCAUCUGUGAUGCACACAUUUACUGGCGCGAAUCUGAACCAACAACAAAUGCAAUUUAACGACACUUGCACACGGCAGAGAUAA
This is a messenger RNA of Lottia gigantea (owl limpet), 594 nucleotides long. RefSeq lists its product as hypothetical. The coding region runs from base 1 to 594 and encodes 197 amino acids. The record is from RefSeq and is a predicted model, not a curated record. The transcript has a single exon. NCBI's taxonomy places the organism in Eukaryota, Metazoa, Mollusca, Gastropoda, Lottiidae.